AUGGCGCCUCUCGAUCGUACCUCGUCGCUACCUCUCUCCGUCUCUGGCUACCUGUCCCGUCUAACAGUCUUCUCCGGAAGGGCAGACCAGGAUGAGGUGAGCAACACGACUGAACUGAGGCGUCAAGUGUCCAACGAGGAGAGGAGGCGGAACACGACCGACGCUGCGCCUCCGCGUGCAAGCCGCCCAUGGCGGCGGAGCAAGCGGCUCAGCAUCAACAAGUACAAGCCGCAACUCUCCCCAUCACGCGAGACGCCGAACGGCGAUGAUGCGCCGAAGAGACAGUCGCCACCCGCAAGCCCGCAAUUUCAGAUGCUGACACAGUCUUCCUCGAACGAAACCGAACCCGAUUACGACAAACAGGCUUCCGAUCUCAUCAAGAACGCCUUAGCGCGAGCCAAGAAUGGUGGCAAGGACAAGGAGCCCAAGUCAUCGCGCGGAGCGCUUGCUGCGCUCGGUCUCCGUGCCGCCGGCAUUGGAGCGCCGCAGCAGGCGGCCGUUGCGUCGUCGGCGCCCUCGUCUGCCGCGAUCCUGCAGCCGUCCAAGCCGAUCGCAACGCCCGACCCCGCCCCUUCCCCGCGCCUUCCCUCUGGUGCGAGCACCCCGGCGCAACCGUCUUCCCCCGCCCCGCCGCCUGCCACCCAGCUGCCUCAGACCCAGGCUCCUGCCCCGCAGGUUGCCUCGGCUCUGCCUCCCCACAUUGCCUCUGCUCCGGAUCACGAAGAGCAAGCCUCUCAAGACAAGCCUCUCAAGAGCCAGCCGAUCCGCGGCGGCAUCCCCGUCGAGGGGGACCCAGUGCGCUCUGCGCGCUCCCCGUCGCCGUUCUUCCGUGCGCGCAAAUCGCGUGAGGACCGCCGCGCCCGUGAGCGUGACCCGAGUCCGGAAGUCCAGGCUCUGCGCAAGGACUCCGCGACGUCUGCCGCCGAGUCGGACACGGAGAGCGCGGCCGACGACCGUGGACGCCGCCUGGGCUCGCGCAAAGCGCAGUUCCGCCCACAGGCUUCUGCGUACGAGUCGCCUGACGAGAGUGGAAAUGAGGCCGACUUUACGGACGACGGACCGAGUGACAUGGACGACGACACGGACUUUGAGGGCGACACGGAGGAGGGUGCGCUGGACGACGAUGUCGACUACUUUGACGAGGAGACGGAGCGGAACACGGAGGCGAAUGCUAUCUACGACGUUCCGGGUCUGCAAAGCGAAGACCGGGACCCGGACGAACCGCUGGACCCCAACGCCAACUUUGACGUGUACGGCGAGGAGAUUGAGCAGGACGUGCUUGGCGAGGGACCGAACGUUGUCAUUCCCCCCGAGCCCAUGUUCCCGACGCGCAACCAGCCCAAGAUUGUCAAGUCGCUCCGCAGCGGACUCGACGUCAUCACGUCGCGGCCAACGUUUGCCCGUGACCGAUGCACAAUCAGCAUCACGCAAGGCGACCCGGACGGUGCCCUUGAGCGCCUCGACAAGGGCAUGCGGCGGUACGUCGUGCUGUCCGAUCUGUCGGACGAGUCGCGGUACGCUGUCGAGUGGGCGAUCGGCACGGUGGCACGUGACGGCGACGAGGUUUUCCUUAUUAGUGUCAUGGAGGACGAGCACAAGGUGGACCCGAAGGUGUGGCGCGACCAGUCAGCCAAGAUGAAGGUGCAGAAGGAGCGCCAGACGCAGUGUCUCCUCCUCGUGCGCCAGGUCACGUCGCUCCUGCAGCGCACCCGCCUCAACAUCACCGUGACGUGCCAGGCCCUCCACGCCAAGAACGCGCGCUACAUGCUGCUCGACCUGAUCGACUUCCUCGAACCUACCCUCGUCAUUGUCGGUUCCCGCGGCCUGGGUCAGCUCAAGGGUAUCCUGCUGGGCAGCACGUCGCACUACCUCGUGCAAAAGUCCAGUGUGCCCGUCAUGGUCGCCCGCAGGCGCAUGUACCGCCCCCCGCGCCGCACGAACCCGGAGAAGCUGAGGCACUCGCCCCGCGUCUCCCUCGCCAGCGCCAACAUUGAGAAGACGGCGAGCACGAAGCAGGAGGACGACAUUGCCGACGCGGCCGACGACGUGGAAUCGGCCGUCGAGACGAAGUAG
Messenger RNA from Trichosporon asahii var. asahii CBS 2479, 2073 nucleotides. RefSeq lists its product as uncharacterized. Lineage: Eukaryota; Fungi; Basidiomycota; Tremellomycetes; Trichosporonales; Trichosporonaceae. The coding region runs from base 1 to 2073 and encodes 690 amino acids. The record is from RefSeq and is a predicted model, not a curated record. The transcript has 3 exons.